Molecule: messenger RNA, 2343 nt
Organism: Anisakis simplex (herring worm)
Lineage: Eukaryota; Metazoa; Nematoda; Chromadorea; Rhabditida; Anisakidae
Source: the annotation of a GenBank genome assembly
GUUGACGGUAUGCGGUUGCUUCUCACUUUUGCGGUGUCUAUUGCAUUUUUGCAUGGUGGUAUGUUCGUUCGAAACGUUUUAUCUUACCUCCCGCCUUUGCUUCCAUCUAGUUUUGCGAGUCCAAUGGUUCCAGACAAAAAUUCAACUCUGCGUUGCAAAGGCGGACCUCAACAGUCGAGCACAAAUUUCUAUUGCUGGUACGCGUUCGAGAUUGGCACACAAAAAUUCGAACUACUGAACGGAACAAAAGACGAUGGCCAAGUGAUAACGCGAAACAUAGCGCCCUACUGCAGUGGGAAACGAAAGGCACGUGAACACUGUUCCUUCAACGGCUUUUCAUUCGGUGCCAGAACAAUACCAAACCGCUACAUUGACGACUGGGAUGGAAAGAACUUAUCGCGGCCGAUGGUACUGUAUGACGUUUUCUAUAUGUGUUGUUGGAGCAUUAAGGCUUGCAAACACAUGCUAAAAAAGUCUGAAAAUGCCAUAAUAUUGCAACUCCAACUGAAUGCAAUGGAACAUCUGCCAAAAUUACCACAUGAAUGGAUAAAUCACGGUAGACCGUCACUCAGAUGUCUCACUCCAGAUGGUACACUUAUGGGUUAUAUCAAGGGUGUUCACACAUGCUUCUUCAUGCUGGAGAAGAACUCGAAUGUGACAAUCUAUUCGGGUCCUCUACUAUUCAACCGUAUUGAUCAACGUUAUCAGACUGCACAUCGUCACUCAAUUCAUUUGAUAUUGGCAUGUAAUGAAUGCCAUUUCAACAAAGCAGCGUCUGAAUCAUUUGCUGAACUUGAAAAGAAUUCAUUGGCACGGUUGGCGUCGCAACAGAAACUGUGUGCAACAAAAGGAAGUAUGCGAAAGGAAACAGAAUUGAGGGAUGGAGAAUGCUGGCAAUAUGUUUCAAUGUAUGACUAUGCGUUGUACUGUUGUUGUUAUCCCGAUAAGCAUUCGACAUAUUCACACUGUGCCUUCUCUUCAUCGGUUAAGCAACUCUACUAUCCGGCAGUAAACAUACCAAUAUGGCAAGAUAAAGCUCAUUUGCACUCGGCAGUAAUCGUGAAGAAUGGAAAGCCGUUGGAAAGGGAAACCGUUUACGAAAAGGAUUGGUCAAAUACAGACCUUUUACACGACUGGAUUUAUCGAGAUUUUAUCUACAGUCGACCAGAUGGCAAUCUUUCAUCUGAAACGUUGGCUCAGACACGUCUUUGGCAUUGUGCACAUGGAAAAUUAAUACUGCAAGCGAAAUCUGGACGAGUCACAUCGCAACUAACAAGAGUGUUCAGAACGUCACUGCCUGAUCGCUCUUCGCAUUGUCUUAAUGUUGUUUCAGUCGACUUCAACGACGGCAUGAUGAAGGCUUCAACCCAAUUCAUGCCAGCCUGUAGCAAUUACAUCUAUUCGUAUCAGAUGCAAGUGUUUUCGAUGCUUCCUCCAAAAGAUUUAUGGUGCUUUACAUUCUUUCAACUUUCGAGCCGUAAACCGAUUUCAAUAAUGUUUGACAUCAAUGCAUUCACUGCUGACAGGAACAUCAGUUAUGUUCCGAUGAAAUUAUCCGACUGCGGUCAUACUCUGCAAGUUGUUCACGAGGCGAUUUAUUGCGUUUGUCGUAAGGAUAGGAGCCAAACGAAGCAAUUCUGUGAGAAAAACUUGAAACCAACAGCCGCUAUGAAACAGCGUCGUAAAUGUUUUGUUGGUGCACAACGCAAGUCGGAUCAUUUCCUGUUCAAUAAUACUAGUGCAGGGGAAGUAUUGGUUGAUGAUGUUCCACUAUGUUACAUGCUCAUACAUCUGCAAAACAAUAAGUUCUCGUUCAAACUCGGUGCUGUUGAUGCAGAAUACAGUGCAAUUCUUUCGAGGUUUCACUUACAACAUCGUCGAAUGCAAUUCUUCCGUUCAGAUCAUGGCUACGCGCUUAUUAACGUUUGUAAGGCGUCGUCUGAAGGCUGUAACAGUGAAUCUGAGCUGGGAUCCUUAAAACGUCUUCUCGCAAGCAAACACCAAAAAUCAUUGAAAAGAACCCGAAAGGCUUGUCGCACUAGCCUAUACUCAGAGACUGAGUGCACAAAUCACGCUGGAUGUUUCAUGUAUCGUAAUUAUUACAAUAAUUCCCUCAAUAUUAUGGGAUGUAUGGAUAGGAUAGAAUCACUUGCUGUGUCAAAUCCGUUUUAUGCUGGCUUAAAGUUAUGCUCGAGAGUGAGAUUAUUUAAUUCGGAGAGUCAGUAUGAGUGCUAUGGUGUGGAGAGCAUGAAUGGAACACUGUGUUGUUGUCUGAAUAAUUGUCCAGAUGAAGUGCUGGAAAAAUUUCGCACUGCUGGUUACAGUCCUGCAAGAGCACGUUGA